Messenger RNA from Ornithodoros turicata, 935 nucleotides. Its product is annotated as clotting factor B-like. The record is from RefSeq and is a predicted model, not a curated record. Gene Ontology annotation, molecular function: serine-type endopeptidase activity. Gene Ontology annotation, biological process: proteolysis. NCBI's taxonomy places the organism in Eukaryota, Metazoa, Arthropoda, Arachnida, Ixodida, Argasidae. The coding region runs from base 8 to 862 and encodes 284 amino acids. The transcript has 7 exons.
GUCCCUCAUGGUCUUUUCAGGCACAGGAUUCUGGUACAAGUGCCAAGGAUCAACAGGAAUGAAAGCCAUUAGAAGUCUACUUUCGUUUCUCCUUCUUGCGAGCGCUGUCCUGUCCCAGGAUGCUCCAGCGUGCGGCAAGAAGAGAUCAAAGAACCAGCCCGGAGUGGAGUGGCCCUGGCUGGGUUCCAUUGUAGAGCUUGAAGGUGAAAAACCUGAAUACGUGUGCAUGGGGAUGCUCAUCAGCAGAAAGCAUGUAGUGACGGCAGCGCACUGCUUCGACGCCAAGUCAUUAGACACAAGAAAAUACAAUGUAUUCCUCGAGACCGACUCGUCGGACGCAGGGACGGCAUAUAACAUCCAGCUCAUCGACCUUCACCCAUCGUAUAUUCCUGGUAGCUCCUAUGCAGACUUGGCCAUCCUUACUCUAGAAGCAGAUGUCGCCGAUGCAACCAUCCCCAUCUGCCUGCCUGAUCCCACGGAAGUUUACGAUUACAAGCCAUCUUUUGUGGCAGAGUGGCUGCCGAAGAGUCCAGGUGCAGGCCCACCUUACCAGUUAAAGGCCCAGAGAGCUUUGAUUUCAACAAAUGAAGUAUGCAAGAUGCAGUAUUCCAGCCUUGUGCUCGACACCUUAGAUCAAGGAAUCACGGACAACGAACUCUGUACGGACCUGCGGGCAAGGCAAGGCGACUGUACCAGGCUGAAUGCAUCUCCGCUGAUGAUACCCGACCGCAGCGUCCGCUGGAAGUUGGCAUCUAUUGCGGCGUACCGCCACAGCUGCGACGACCAAAGCUAUCCGGGUGUCUACACUCGUAUCACACAAUAUCUUCCUUGGAUUGAGAGUAUGAUCAGUAGCACUCGUUGAUAUCAUCACUACAUCACCACAUUGUGUCAUUUGAAUUUGCUUGUUACCAGUGAAAAUAAAUUUGUUUCCUCGA